CGAUCUCAAAUCGCAUCCCUCGAGUUUAGUAAUUAACAUCUGUCUAAAACAAUCUUUAAUCACAACAAGAAAGGAUGAAUCAUUCUAUUAAUUUCAAUUGCUUAAAUAUCUGCGGCUGAAAUAGGAUUUAAAUAUCUUGAGAUUUCAUGAAUUAAACUAAUUCAUAUCAUAAAUAAGCAAAUUCUUGCAUCAUGAAUUUCUUUAGGAAAGAGCCUACUGUAAAAGAACAACAGAGACAAAAUGACAGAGACUUACGUAAAGCUGGUCGAGAUUUGGAAAGGGAUAAAGCUGCCUUGGAAAGGGAAGAAAAAAAAUUGGAAAUGGAUAUAAAGAAAAUGGCAAAGGAAGGCAAUAAUGAGGGAUGUAAAAUUUUAGCAAAGCAGUUAGUUCAGUUACGCAAACAGAAAAACAGAAUAUAUGCAGCCAAUAGUAAGAUAUCCAGUGUCCAGAUACAGAACAAAGCGAUGGGAGCAAACAUAGCUAUUGCUAACGCAAUGGGCACUACAGCAAAGACAAUGGGCAAUAUGAACAGAGUCAUGAAUCCCCAUCAAAUUGCAAAAGAUAUGGAGGCAUUCAAACAGGCCAACGCUAAAAUGGAUAUGACUGAUGAAAUGAUUUCAGAAACCCUGGACGACAUCAUGGGUGAGUCUGGUGACGAGGAAGAAACCGAGGGUGUGGUCAACCAAGUAUUGGACGAAAUCGGCAUUGAAAUAAGUGGGAAGAUGGCAAACGCGCCUUCCGUGUCCCGCACCAAGAUUGGCGCGUCCACUUCCGACGAGGACAAAGAGCUCAUGGCUCAACUAGCUCGUCUAAAGUCGUAAUAAAAAGUUAUUAUAUUUGCGAUUCCUUUAAUGACUUAUAUAUACCUUGGAUUAGUGUUUAGUGCGAGUGGUAUAAAACGUAUUAAAUUUUUGUAAUUUCAGACUUCCUCAUUGCUUCAGUAACUAGUUCAGAUAAAUAGAAUUCAGCAACUGUUUGCAAAUGCUUUUUCGUUUGUCUGAAUUGGUAACAGAAUUAUUUUGGGAAUCAGAUGUUAGUCAAGCAGAAUAUGCGGUUUCUGUUUUAAAACUUUAGGCAGAUUUUCUUUAGUAAAGCUUACAUGUUUCUAGUCUUUAAGUCGUUUUGAACAGAAUACUAAAAAGCAUCUCGUACUAAACACUUCUAAUUGUGCUACAAUCGACCCUUUAAAAUUGGAAGUAUAAUCUUCGGUUCGUUCCACAUUAUACCAUUUUUUUGUAAAAUGCUGCACUUGUUUAUUUAUUUUGUCUGAAACUAUGUUCAACCUUAAUUCACAUUUUUGAGAUGAUUACUAGUAUUACGUAUUAAUUGUUUUUAAUCUGUGAAGAAACACAUGAUGAAUGAUUUAAGUAGUAAUGUAUAUGAAAUCUUGUAACAUGCAUGUGCAUAACUCUCAUUUACUGUCUCUUAGCUAUUAUUAAGCAAUUUACAAUGUUCAAAUUUAAAAUAUUGUCUAAAAAUCACCAUUCGGGCGAUAUUUUUCAUUAGUGAUUAUAAAUUGUUAUUUGAAUUAAAAUGAAUUUAAACCGUCCAUAUUUGUAAAUAAUAUCAGUACGACUUCCAGGCAACAACUUAAAUUAUAAAUUUCAUGAUCAUGUAAAAAAACUUAACUACAAGUAAUUGGUAAAAAUGUAAUGAUAGUCAAGUUUACCAUGUGGUCAUUCCAUAAAUUAAAAUACGAGUAUCUUGUUUUUAUUCAAUUUAAUAAUAAUCAAAUAGGAAGGUAAAGGAAGUUGCUAACGGCACGUGAGUAUUGGCUCAAUACUUGCAAUCAUAUAUACUGACAUAAUCCGAAUAAUAUCAAAAUAAUAAAAAUGCCAUAUAAAUCUAUAGGAAUUGUGUCUCGCGGUUUUUCAACACACGCAGUUUUUUGUGAAGAUGUAAAGCUUAUAUUAGAUCAAUACGUUAUAGUGACUGACGGUGGUGGUUUAUCUUAUGAUAAAGAAUCCACUUAAUCAUAAAUUUUACUUAUGUCAAAGCUUAUUAUAUUAUUCCGGAUUAUAUGGCCCUGGCUCUGGCACAUACCAUACAAAACAAAUUAACUUUAUCGUCCAUAACAAAAUUACUUAAGUUAGAGAACCUAAAAAUGGGUGAGCAAAAGGCGGACUUAUCGCUAAGAAAUCGCAUAAUAUUUGUUUUCCUAUGUAUCUGCCAGAGGAGCUUUGUGGUUAAUGUCUAUGCAUAUAAUGUGAAAAUAGCUGUGAUAUUUUUGUAUUGUAUUAUAUGAUAUGUAAUAUGUACAAUGAUUGUAAAUAACAUUAAAUAAAUCUAUUUUGUGAAAAUAAGAA
Amyelois transitella is the source of this 2306-nucleotide messenger RNA. RefSeq names its product charged multivesicular body protein 2b (gene CHMP2B). Lineage: Eukaryota; Metazoa; Arthropoda; Insecta; Lepidoptera; Pyralidae. Gene Ontology annotation, biological process: endosome transport via multivesicular body sorting pathway; late endosome to vacuole transport; protein transport. Gene Ontology annotation, cellular component: multivesicular body; ESCRT III complex. The coding region runs from base 192 to 821 and encodes 209 amino acids. The record is from RefSeq and is a predicted model, not a curated record. The transcript is spliced from 6 exons.